CCCCAGAUCGACGCAGCGCCGCCGGGUGUCGGCUCGCCGUUCCUCCCCAGAUCGCCGCCGUCGCUUCUCCCCAUAUCGACGCCGUCACUGCCUCUCCUCCUCGGAUCAACGCGCCGCCGGUGCCUGGCACUGCCUCCCCUUCUCUUCUGGAGUCUUACAACUGUUGGAUUCCUAUAUGCAGCAAAGAUUAUGGAUAUGAAAGAGAAGCCAGAGACGACCAGUGGCCCACCACCGCCGCGUCUGGACUGCAUAAAGUGCUUUGAUGCUCUGUGGUUCUGCUACUCGCCAUUCCACCAAAUGCAGAGCUACUACCGGUACGGGGAGUUUGACAACUGCUUCGGCAAGUGGGGUGACCUCGUGGAUUGCCUCACUCUCAAGACGAAGCGGGCGGCAGAGGUGGAGGAGAUCCUCAUCGCACGGGAGAAGGCCAAGCCACACAUCUGGACCUUCCGGACAGUCGAUGAAGCGUCAGACCACUGGUGGAGGAUGUAUAAGCAUUUUGUGAUGAUGUCACCGCCACUGCCAGGUGCUGCGCAGCCUCGUCCCAAGUCUGAUAAAUCUUGAGAGUUGAGGGGUUUCUGCAAGUGUUCUGUUUGUGUUUAUGUCGCAUUUUGAUAUUAGCGAUGAGUUCUGUUGAAAUCUGAUUGUAAUUUGCGCACCUAUGAAGUGGAAUCAUCGAGUUAGAUAAAAGUACUAUGAUGAAUUCUGAAAUAAGUGGGACUUGCAUUCUUAUUGGAUUCGGAUAAAAAAAAAACUCAAUAAAGCUGCUUAUGUAGAGGCGUUUCCAUUGUGAAUA
Panicum hallii is the source of this 796-nucleotide messenger RNA. RefSeq lists its product as uncharacterized. The record is from RefSeq and is a predicted model, not a curated record. NCBI's taxonomy places the organism in Eukaryota, Viridiplantae, Streptophyta, Magnoliopsida, Poales, Poaceae. The transcript is spliced from 2 exons. Bases 190 to 564 code for a protein of 124 amino acids.